Messenger RNA from Nerophis ophidion (straightnose pipefish), 2172 nucleotides. Its product is annotated as rho GDP-dissociation inhibitor 1-like. Gene Ontology annotation, cellular component: cytosol; cytoplasm; membrane. Gene Ontology annotation, biological process: Rho protein signal transduction. The transcript has 8 exons. Lineage: Eukaryota; Metazoa; Chordata; Actinopteri; Syngnathiformes; Syngnathidae. Gene Ontology annotation, molecular function: Rho GDP-dissociation inhibitor activity; protein binding. The record is from RefSeq and is a predicted model, not a curated record. Bases 233 to 844 code for a protein of 203 amino acids.
CCAUACUUGCACAGCAGCAGCAACAACCGACGCACUUAUCGACAGCACCUGGAAGCGCCGCUGCAUUUAAGUCAAAGUUUCGUAAAUGCAGCUGAGAUGGGCUCCAGGACCACCUGCGACCCCGUAAGGGACAAGAGCUCACAGCAGUUACAGAACAGGAGGACUGGACACAAUUGUGCUCAUCGGUUUGUCCAGGAGAACUUCUUUCCAUGUACUUAACCUUUUUUCAGACAUGGCUGAGGAUGACCUGACUCCAGAGCAGCUAGCAGCCAUAGCCGCCGAAAACGAAGAGCCAGAGCCUGUAAACUACAAGCCACCUGCCCAAAAGACUCUACAAGAGAUCCAAGAGCUGGAUAAGCAUGACGAGAGCCUACGUAAAUACAAGCAAGCCCUCCUCGGCUCUGCAGUCUCUGAAAUUGAUCCAAGUGUUCCCAAUGUCCAGGUGACACAAAUGGUACUGAUGUGUGAAAGUGCACCAAAUCCUUUGGUGCUGGAUUUACAGGGAGACUUGGAAGCCUUUAAGAAGGAGGCCUUUAUUCUAAAGGAGGGGGUUGAAUACAAAAUAAAGAUCAGUUUUAAGGUCAACAAGGAGAUUGUUUCAGGCCUGAAAUACGUGCAACAGACAUACAGGAAAGGAAUGAAGAUUGACAAGUCCGACUACAUGGUGGGCAGCUACGGACCUCGCCCUGCCGCCUACGACUUUCUGACCACGGUGGAGGAGGCCCCAAAGGGCGUGUUGGCGCGAGGCAACUACGUAAUCAAAUCCAAGUUCACCGACGACGACAAGCACGACCACCUGAGCUGGGAGUGGAACCUCAACAUCAAGAAAGACUGGAAAGACUAAAACGAGGCCUUUUUUGAAAAGAGGGCGGCUAAUGAAAGCAUCUGUCCAAACGCCCAAAUACCUGCUGUCCACCAUUUCGGCCUUUGUUUUUUUUUACGGUCAUAUAUUUCACAUUCCUCUUCCAUCAGCGUCAGUAGCAGAACAUUGUUCUCCUCUAAUGUCCGCCAUCUUUAUUCCCACGACGCUGUCUUCCUCCCAAAAUGAAGUACAUGUGGGAAAGCAAGUGUACAAUCAACUUUGGGUGUAGUUGUAUCACUGUUGUGUAACCUCAAUAUUCACUGCUCAAGUUGUCCAGCUGCCUUGUUAUCGCUACUUUCUACGCUUGUCACUUCCUGCUUGGACUGAAGGGCUGACUUUGCAAACAUCUGCAGCCCACUUGAACCCCACUUACAUAAAAAGAACUGCUUACGGUAAUAGGAAGUUGGUGAAUGUUAAUUGGAGAAAAAAAAAAGCCUCUAGGCCUUAUCGCUAAACAGAUUCAUUGUUUGGUCAUUUUGUGUCGGCAUUGUUACGCUUCUGCCUUAAUGUUCAUGUUCCCCUUGCAACACACUUUUGCUAACUUCAUGCUUGUAGGAUAGAAACUUACAUUGUGUAAGAAUCUACUUAGUUCCUGAGUGUGCAAUGUUCGACAAGCUACUGUAUUACUGUCCUUCACUUAACCCCAAGUAACCAUUACAAAGUAAAGUCCACUUCCGUUAUUGUUUGUUCCUUGGCUGCCAUUAAUUCAUGUUAGUCUCUCCCCACACUUGGCAUCUUGACUGUUAAAACAGUUACACAUACAUGAUAUGAACUCAAAAGACACCAAACAAAAGAUUGAGACAAAAUUUGUGUCACUUGUCAUCUACAAACGUAGCAAUGUCGCGAAAGGGGAGGGACUAACCUGAACUAGUGGCGGCUCAGUCAGGAGCCAACCAGAAGAGGCGGGUAAAUAGAAGCAUUCCCAGUAAGUUUUGGAAAGUAAUCGCAAAAAAUUUGCAUAUUUGAGAACUAAUUACACAGUGUAGUACACUUUGACUGCUGCUCAUGUCGCCAUCAGCCGCUGGAACCUCAACAGUCAGACUGCAGUACUAUGGAGUAAAAGUACUGAUGGAAACAAGUGGGCGGUAACACAGCCGAAAUAAACCUGUACUGUACCAGAUCAUGUGGAUGUAGAGCUUUGUUACCUUGUCAAGUUGUAUCCUUGCGCCGUACAUUUCUUCUUGUUGUAUUCCUCCGCCGUACAUUUCAUAUUGUAUAGUUUCUAUAAAGUCACUGGCAUGCUGGUGGGUUGUACACGACCUGACAUCAUUUGUGAUCGUUCUCAUUAGUCAAUAAAAUCUGCACAACUA